AUGGCUGCUGUGGCUGCUGGUGUUAUUGGGGGUAAUGGGUCUUCUUGGAAUCUGUUUAAGGACAAGCCCAGGAAGAAGAAGACGGUGAAUAAGGUUAUGGUGUCUUGUGUUUAUUCUUCUGUGAUGGAUCCUUACCAGACUUUGAAGAUCCAACCUGGUGCCUCUGAAUCUGAGGUCAGGAAGGCUUUCAGACAACUUGCCUUGAAGUAUCAUCCAGACGUAUGCAGAGGAAACAAUUGUGGAGUUCAGUUUCACCAGAUCAAUGAAGCUUAUGAUAUUGUUAUGAGCGAUUUGAGAGGAGAAUCUACUCCAUCCAAUAUGUAUGAGACGUACGAUGAAGGAGAUGAUGAGCCGAUGAGAGGAAUGAACGAUCCGGAUUGGGACAUGUGGGAGGAAUGGAUGGGAUGGGAGGGAGCUGGAAUCAGGGACUACACAUCUCACAUUAAUCCUUAUAUUUGA
This is a messenger RNA of Prunus armeniaca (apricot), 459 nucleotides long. Lineage: Eukaryota; Viridiplantae; Streptophyta; Magnoliopsida; Rosales; Rosaceae. The record is from the annotation of a GenBank genome assembly.